GUCUAGACAGUCACCUUCAGUGCAGUGGGAACCUAAAUGGUGAGGUGGAUUCACCGCCAUGAAUAGCUAGAGGAUUGUUAGAAAUCCAGGCAAAACCAGAAAUAUUCAAAACUGGGUGAAGUGUCUCAUGAAGGGUUGCAAAAAAGGGUUUGAGGACAUAGCAGCAGCUGGCUGAGGAGGCCUGCCCAGCUGGAGAGCAACAUUGGUAUAAACGGUGGCAGGGAGCUGCCCGUGCUGUGCCUGUUCUUGUGUCAAAACGAUGACGAAAACUAGGAGUGGCUCAGAAAACAACUGGGUUCUGAAAACUAGCUUCUCACGAAGAGGCAGAGGUUCAUUUAAAAUAUAAAUCCUUGUCAAGUGAGACAAAAAUAGAAAAUAAUGCUUUAUUUUUGUUUGUUUGACCUGCAGCUAGAUGAGUCCAAUGUACAAAUAUAAAUGAGUUCAAUCUACAAAUAAGGUGCCAUUAUUUAUAUAUACAUAUAUAUACAUAUAUAUAUAAUACAUAUAUAUUUAUGUAUACAGCAGUGCUGCCAGGCAUGUGGAUCAUUUUAUGCUGUCUCAACUUUUCUGUCUUUCUUAAUGGAAGUGCUGCUCUGUAAGUGCUGCACUCCUGUCAGUGAUAUGCAGAAGCAUGAAGAUGGAGGCCUGUGGCCAUGCCUCCCAGAAAUGAGAAAUACUGGCAUGCAGAUUCUGCCAGAAGCAGUGUCCGGUGUAAAUUAUUUAAGUGACAGGAAUAAUUGGUAAUAUGUUUUCAGAGCUAAAGGAGUCCCCAGGGCUUAGCUCAAAGGAACUCACACCUCUGUCUCUGCAAGGGCUCACUCUCAAAGUCACAGCAAGCCUCUCGAUGUCUCUAACCACGUGCACGUCCCUCCCAGCUGUGCCAGGACACAGCAGCUCUGAGCACUUCAAGGCUCCUGAGGAAAGGAGGGCAGGUGAAGGCUGAGAUGGAUCUGCCCUUGUUUGUCAGCUCCAUCCCCAACAGGAGCAGCAGCCAAGGCAUGCAGCCUGUCCCACUGUCCUGGUACCUACUGUGGAAAUGGGAGUUCUCCAGCCUCGCUAGCAAAAUGCUGUGGUCCCAGCUGGGUUCUUGCUGUAGGACUUGAUUCCCAGUGGCCCGGGGUCCUUCUUCCUGUGGUGUUUCAGGUGAACUUCUUGCACAAGGCCUCCUGUGAUUCUUUCUAGUUCAUUAUCUUCUUUUAAGACUAUUUAGAUCCCAAGACUACUGUCUUUCAGUUGAUUCCAAGUGUCAUCCAAAAAUGCUGUUUCCUUUUUUUGUGCUCUGCCUGGCUUUCUGGACUGACCACCAUCAUUGGACUGACCAUCUGGACUGACCACCAUCAUUGCAGCAAACAGUGGCAUUCAGAGGAAGACCAGAGGAUGAAAAUCCUGCACUUUCUCACUUUACUGCUUUGGCAUUUGACUUGGCUGUCUCUGGAUCUAGUUCCUGGAGCACUGAGUAAUUCUGAAGCAGGCCAGAGUAAUCCAGGAUCUAAACUAGGUUUGUUAAAAACAGAAGGAAAAGAGAGGAGUCCCUCAGCUCGGGCAGGUACACUGCGGACUGUGAACCAUGGAUACAGUACUGGCACCUCAAAGGCUAGGACUAAAAGCAGUGCUACUCAGGCUGGAGCUCUCUUGGCCAAGAAUGAUGAAUCACAGAAGGUUCUCUCAAGAACAGCAGCCACGGAGGCAAAGGUAGGACAUCUCCCAGGCAGACUUUCUGGAGUAAGGACAGUGACUCCAAAGGUUCAAAAUCUUAGCAGCAAGGCGGCUUUGAAAAAAACUGGCACAAGCAGCACUGAUUCUUUCAAAACCAAAAAGACUAAAGAGCCUAUAACCCAAAGGGAAACUAAGGAGACUUUCAGACAUCCCCCUAUAACGCCACAUGAAUACAUGCUCUCUUUGUACAGGACUCUCUCAGAUGCAGAAAGAAAAGGUGUUAAUGGAAGUGUAAAACUGGAGGCUGGACUUGCCAAUACAAUAACCAGCUUUAUAGACAAAGGACAAGAUGAGCGAGCGCCAACUAUAAGAAAACAAAAAUAUAUUUUUGAUAUUAGUGCAUUAGAAAAAGAUGGCUUGCUGGGAGCAGAGCUUCGAAUAUUGAGGAAAAAACCUUCUGAUACUUGGAAGUCUCAUUCUUCUGGAAAAACUUCCCAAGUGAAAUUAUUUAGUUGCUCUACCAACAGACAAGCAGCAACACUCCUGGACUCUCGCACUGUCAGUAUCACAGAUACACCGAAAUGGGAAGUGUUUGACAUCUGGAAGCUUUUUAGGAACUUUAAAAACUUAGUUAAUUUGUGUUUUGAACUGGAAACUUUUGACAGGGGGAGAGCUGUUGAUCUCAGGACUGUGGGAUUUAAUAGAACUGGAAGACAGGUCAAUGAAAAGGCUCUCUUCUUGGUAUUUGGGAGGACAAAAAAAAGAGACUUAUUUUUCAAUGAAAUCAAAGCUAGAUCUGGCCAAGAUGAUAAAACCGUUUAUGAGUACUUAUUCAAUCAGAGGCGGAAGAGAAGAGCUCCUUUAGCAACACGUCAGGGGAAGAGGCCCAGUAAGAAUCCGAAGGCAAGGUGUAGCAGAAAAGCCCUCCAUGUGAAUUUUAAGGAUAUGGGCUGGGAUGACUGGAUAAUAGCCCCCCUAGAAUACGAAGCGUAUCACUGCGAAGGUCUUUGUGAAUUCCCCCUUCGAUCCCAUCUGGAGCCCACCAAUCACGCAGUUAUCCAAACUUUAAUGAACUCAAUGGACCCCGAAUCAACGCCCCCAACUUGCUGUGUCCCAACCAGGCUGAGUCCUAUCAGCAUUCUUUUCAUUGACUCUGCAAACAAUGUGGUCUACAAGCAGUAUGAGGACAUGGUAGUGGAGUCGUGUGGCUGUAGGUAGCAGAACAGUUGCUCAAGGGAAUACGUUAUGACACAGGUUAUAUGACACACCAAAGGUUAUAUGACACACCAAAUGUAACCUCUGCUCAAACAAGGUUAACUUAAUUUCUUACCUCUAGGGUACGUAUGUUUACAAAGAUGUAGCAACAAAUCCAGUGAUUCUGUAUAUCUCUCCUCCAUGGGCAUAUUUUAGAAUAUUUGGAUGCUAUCAUGCAGCCCAAUAUAAAGACUUGUUUUGGCAACACAAGACUGGUUCUUACUAAAGUUUGUGUCAGAGAAGAUGAAACCUUUGUGCCUCUAUAUCACCUGCUUUUACCUGGAGACAGUGUGUAAAGAUGGUAUCAGUGAGCUGUGGAUAUGAUGUUUACUCUCUUGAACAAUGUUCUAGAUGCUGAAUUUACGUCCCAUGUGCAUUAUCCAUUAAGAAUCGUAAGAAAAAAGUACUGAUAUCUAAAAAAGAAGGUUGGUGUUCUGGCAUGCUCCCAUCUUGGUGUAAAUAGUUAUGCUGUAAUAUGAUUUCUUUCUGAUUAGCUCUUGAAACUAUGCAUAUAUAAAAUGAAAUAAUUAAAUAUAAUAUGCUGAUUUAGUUUUAAUUUGUACAUGGAGAUAGGUGAAGCAAGAGGUGUUUGUUUCCAUGUAAGUUUUCCUCCAAGCUACAUAUCUUUCUUAAGUAUCCACCUUUCCAUUAUUAUGUAGCAAGAUAUAUUACUCUGUAUAAGGCCCACGUUGUUCUCAAAUGCUCAUAGUAAAAGUGUUCAAUUAUGGCAUAAGAUGUAAUAAAUUAUUGACACAGUGCUACAUUUUGUCCAGCUGUCCAACUCUGCAUAAUUAUAAUGCUGUUAAGAAUUUGUUUUAAUGUUUUUAUACAAUAAAUGCAAGUGAAAGGGAUUUUUCAGUAUAGCAGAAUAGUAGUGGUGUGCGUAACAUGUUCAUGUAUCUUGGUUGCCUCUAACUGCUGCUGCAGAAAGAGACUGUGGAAACAUUGGAAGAACAAUCUGAAAACGUGUCAUGUUUUGAUCUAGCGUGGAAUGACACUAUCACUUGAUGUAUCUCGUGCAAGAAUGCACCAUGCAGUUGAUUGCAAAAGAGCUCUGUUAUCCUUUUAUUCAACCCUCCAAUGACUGUGUUUGCAUAUCUCCUAUAUCUGUUCUAGACCUGGAUUAUAAAUUUA
Molecule: messenger RNA, 4044 nt
Organism: Anas platyrhynchos (mallard)
Lineage: Eukaryota; Metazoa; Chordata; Aves; Anseriformes; Anatidae
Gene: GDF5
Product: growth differentiation factor 5
Cellular component (GO): extracellular region
Molecular function (GO): growth factor activity; cytokine activity
Source: RefSeq, a predicted model, not a curated record